UACAAACAAUGUUGGGAAUGAUCCUUAAAUGCACCGUAGUAAUCGGUCUAUGAGAGCCAGUCUUGUAGGGAGGAACAUUUACCCUCCAUCGGAACCAUGAGCGCAGCCUCUCUGCGGAGUUGAAAGAAAUCCCAUCACAAUUGAUUGUCAACGUCAAGCUACCACCAGUAAAAAAACAGACUCGUCUAUAUACCCCGUCGACAGCCCGAUUACUUGUUACCAUCCGCCGUCGCCCUAAUCAUUCUCUACGCAGCCUUUCCCACCGGUUCGAUCCUCUUUGCACCAUGUUUGGCGGCCCAUCCGAACAGCUCUCUGAAGCUGAGAUUCGCGAAGGCGAGGCCGCAGCAACUCUUCAGGUGCAGGUCUUUACCGUCGCCUGCGCCGCCUUGUGGUUUUCUCCACACGUUGUCGAAUGGGUGCAUAAACUAUUUUAGACAUGGACAUUGUUUCUGUGAACCGGCGAGGCCCAAUUAACCAGGGCGAGGAUGAACUCGGCGAGGUUUGAUGCUGGCAUGCAAAGCUAGCAAAAUCCUUGCUCGGUGUACACUACAUGUACAGUAUCACGAUCUAAAGGGCACGGAAGGGCCGAGGGGCCCAGAUGGUGCCGGGGGGGGGCGAAAUCGCCAACGGCCGUGUCUCAGAUAAUCGACCACAUACAGGAUCUUCAAUUCAUUAUGAAAGAGGCUUCUUGCGUUUUCCCGACAGAGUCUCGCUUUCUUAUGCAAGACCGCUAUGCAAGACCCCGUGCCAACU
This is a messenger RNA of Exophiala mesophila, 753 nucleotides long. RefSeq lists its product as uncharacterized. The transcript has 3 exons. NCBI's taxonomy places the organism in Eukaryota, Fungi, Ascomycota, Eurotiomycetes, Chaetothyriales, Herpotrichiellaceae. The record is from RefSeq and is a predicted model, not a curated record. The coding region runs from base 285 to 434 and encodes 49 amino acids.